UAAAAACCACAAACCAUCCUCAACACUGACGAACCGCAGCAAAGCAAGGAAAAGCUUCUCUCGUCAAUGGAAGAAGAAACAUCAAAGCUACCGUUACCAGACGCUUUCCUUGACUUUCUACAAACAAAUGGGAUUGACCCAUUAAUUUAUACAGCCAUUGAAUCCACCCCACGUUAUAUAAGGUUGAAGCCUGGAAGUGAAGCUUAUUUGGAAGAGAUAGAAGCUGAAAUUAAGUGUAGGCUUCAGAAAUUGAAUUGGCUACCUGGGUUUUAUUCACUUCCUCCUCAUAUUCAAAUUGCUAACUCUAAGCCAUAUAAAGAAGGCAAGAUAUACGGGAUUGAUGCUGCUUCUGGGGCUGCUGUUUUGGCUUUGGAUAUUUCAGUGGGAGAUCAUGUUCUAGACCUAUGUUGUGCUCCUGGUGCUAAGCUUUGCAUGAUAUCAGACCUUCUUGGUGAUUCGGGUUCUGUAACUGGUGUUGAUGUUGCUAGGCACCGGCUAGCAGCUUGUAGAACAAUGCUACAAAAAUAUGUAUUAGGUGAUGCAUGCCGACUUUUUGUUGCUGAUGGAACAACAUUUUCCCUCAUGCCCGUGAGGGAUCAUUUGGAUUCUAUAUCAUGUGAAUUUGCAUUGGAAGAAAAGAAAGACACUUUUAGGGAGUGGACUUCUAGGAGACCGUGGAAAGAAAGGAAAAGAGCAGCCAGAGCAAGGGAAAAUGCUGCUUCGAGAUUGGUUUCAGAAACUGAUCAUCCUGAACUUAUUUUUUAUGGGAAGGCUUCUGGGGUGGUUGGGCUUAGCAAAGAUGAAUUAUAUCAAACUGUGAGUAGCAGUGAAGUUUCAAGCUCCGGCUAUGACAAGGUCCUUGUUGAUGCAGAAUGUACCCAUGAUGGAUCAAUUAGACAUAUCCAAAAAUUUGAGCAUUGGGGAUGGGAAACUCUAAAUGGGCGUGUACUGAAUGCAGAGAGAUCUGAUAACUUGACCACUCUUCAGUUAAAACUUCUAAUAAAUGGUUUUAGGCUAUUAAGAGUUGGGGGUUCACUGGUCUACAGCACUUGCAGUUUGACAGUUUCCCAGAAUGAAAAUGUGGUCGAGUGGUUUCUCAAAGAAAAUUCUUCUGCUGUAGACAGGGAUCGCUACGUUGAUCUUUUAUGUUUGCAGUAUAGUGAUAGUUCCAUUAUCUCACAGCAUUGCAGGAGAUAGAGGCUGCCAAAGACUGGCCAUGCAAGAGUGGACGGAUACCCAAGACCUUGCGCUUUGAUCCAGUGACAUCAAAAACUAGUGGACUUUUUGUAGCGAAGUUCACAAAACUGGCUGUUUAGUCAAGAACAUGACCUGAAAAUUCCAAUUAAUUCAAGGUUAGUAGUUUCAUGGUCAAUGAAUAUGCUGUUUCUAGUUAUACUGAGUUCUCUCUUGGUAAAUCAUUACCUUUAGCGGCACAAGGAAGAACUUUCAAUUUGUUGUGAUGCAGAAUUUAGUUUGAUGUCAUCUUUGGGAAAAUACUGGUUUUCAGGCAAAAUUCAAUUACGAAACAAAUUGGGCCAACAAAUUGCGUAGUGAAGUAUGCUAUUAAAGGCCAAAAGUGGCAACAUGUUAUUUAUUUGGUGGCGGUUCAUGCUGCUUAGUUACUUCUCCAUCAAGCAGGCAUGAGGAACCCCACAAGGCUGAACAUUCUUUGUCAAACGAGUGGACCUUCUCCAGAUUUAAAUUAGAUUGCACUGCUGAGACAAACAAAGAGUUGCACAUUGUAUAAGGUAUUGUGUUUUAUAAAUGAAUUUAAAGAUGAAUGUCGAUUUCAUCCCCUUCAAUCACUGUCUUUGUUGUUUCAUCCGAUUAGCAGGAUUUUCACAAGAACUGCCUCCUGUAAUGCCCAUCCACCGGAUUUGUAUAAUUUUCCGUUUGCCUAUUCUUUUUAAGUUCAAGAAAACAAUGUCACUUAAUUUUUUUUGAAAAAAGAAGUUUGGACAACAUCGUCUUAUGGAUUUUUUUCAUAGCAGGUUUCGUAAGAAUGUUGUUUGACUUCUCGAAUAUGUAUGAACAAUGAGCUUCUAUUUUACCUA
This is a messenger RNA of Populus trichocarpa (black cottonwood), 2054 nucleotides long. Its product is annotated as rRNA (cytosine-C(5))-methyltransferase NOP2C. The transcript is spliced from 9 exons. The record is from RefSeq and is a predicted model, not a curated record. Gene Ontology annotation, molecular function: methyltransferase activity. Lineage: Eukaryota; Viridiplantae; Streptophyta; Magnoliopsida; Malpighiales; Salicaceae. Bases 67 to 1197 code for a protein of 376 amino acids. Gene Ontology annotation, biological process: RNA methylation.